Messenger RNA from Eimeria tenella, 274 nucleotides. RefSeq lists its product as uncharacterized. NCBI's taxonomy places the organism in Eukaryota, Apicomplexa, Conoidasida, Eucoccidiorida, Eimeriidae. The record is from RefSeq and is a predicted model, not a curated record. The transcript has a single exon. The annotation marks the transcript as partial.
AUGUCCUGCAGCGCCAGGGGCUGCAGCUGCUGCUGCGGGGGCGGAUCCUCCCGCUGCACCACUGCCUGUCCUGCUGCUGCUGCUGCUGCCAGCAGGCACUGCAGCGCCAGCUGCAGCAGCAGCUGCAGCAACACCAUGCGGCCGCGCCGCCGCAAGGACGGGACAGCCCUCAUCUUUCCUACUCGCCUGGACUCGCCAACUGUUGCCGGUGGUGCUGCUGCUCCUGUUGCUGCUGCUGCUGUCGCUGGUGCUGCUGCUGCUGCGCCCGCUGCUG